Molecule: messenger RNA, 1631 nt
Organism: Musa acuminata AAA Group (dessert banana)
Lineage: Eukaryota; Viridiplantae; Streptophyta; Magnoliopsida; Zingiberales; Musaceae
Product: probable phytol kinase, chloroplastic
Exons: 6
Coding region: 317-1303 (328 amino acids)
Biological process (GO): vitamin E biosynthetic process
Cellular component (GO): chloroplast
Molecular function (GO): phytol kinase activity
Source: RefSeq, a predicted model, not a curated record
AUGGAUUCGCGAGUUACUGCUAGGAAUCGAGAGCAAUUUCGAUCGGAGCAGGUAGGAGUCAUCGCAUCGACAACGGCACCGACGUCGACGACUCCUACCUGCUCCGUUGUAGUCUUUGGGACGGAGACGACAAGAUAAGGCUGCUCACGCUCGGGAGAGCUUCGAAGCAGUGAUCCGCCCGUCCCGGUCUGCUUUAAGAUCCGCGCUUAAUCAGAUCAGCGAAUACUGUCCACCGCCUUCUUUCUCUCUCUCUCUCUCUCUCUCCGAACCGCCGCCCGCGCCGAGCCUGCAUAAACAUUUCCGUACGAAGCAGCGGAUGGGAGUGGCGAUUUGGAGCUGCGGCGGUGCCGCUGUAUUCGCCUCCGCACUCCUCCCAGGAAGGCGUUCCCACGGAUCGCGUCUCGCUCCCACCGAGCUCCCCUUCGCCUCUGCUUCCUCCUGCCCAUUACCUUUCCUCAGCGGUCCCGCGAUCCCCUUCUCUCCGGCGCCGAUGCCGUCUUCCCGUGCUCAGCUGCGCCUGCUCCGCCUCCGCGUCCAGGCAUCCGCCGGAGUGGUGCUGCAGGACGCCGCCGCCACGACGUUCUGCUUCGCCGGUGCCUACUCCCUCGUCCUCGUCUUCGAUACUCUCGCGGAGCGCAACAUCAUCCAAAAGCAGAGCUUGAGCAGAAAAGCUGUGCAUGUACUGUCUGGGCUCCUAUACUUGGCCACUUGGCCAUUUUUCAGGUCUGUGAUUGCGUUAACCCAAUCAAUUUGCAGCUCUUCGAUGGUGGCACGAUAUUUUGCAGCAGUUGUUCCUCUCUUGAACUGUAUUAGGCUUUUAUGUUAUGGCCUUCGUCUUCUUACCGACGAAGGUGUAGUCAAGUCUGUUGCAAGAGAAGGAAGACCGGAGGAAUUGCUGCGAGGUCCUCUGUACUAUGUCAUCGUAUUAUUGCUCGGUACUCUGGUCUUUUGGCGUGAGUCUCCUGUUGGAGUUGUGUCGUUGACGAUGAUGAGCGGUGGCGAUGGAUUUGCCGAUGUCGUGGGUAGAAGAUAUGGGGUGACCAAACUUCCCUACAAUCAACAGAAGAGCUGGGUCGGGAGCAUCUCCAUGUUUGUCUUCGGUUUGCUCUUCUCGGUCGGGAUGCUCUACUACUUCUCGGUUUUCGGAUAUGUGCAUUUCGAUCCGGAGCAGACCAUCACAAGAGUAGCAUUGAUAUCUUUGGCAGCCACGGUGGUGGAGUCUCUUCCUAUCAGCGAUGUUGUAGAUGACAACAUAUCCGUUCCUUUGACGAGCAUGCUGACAUCUGUUCUACUUUUUGGUUAAUAAAACUAGGAUGAUUAGGAAUGUGGUAUACGAAUAGGAUUCGGAUUAACAUUUUUUUGUGCAUUUCUUUUUCUGGAUCGAUGCUUCCAUCUUCUGCAUGCAAUUGGGGGAAUUUACGUCAACAUGUGGCUCCCUCCCUCCACCUGGUUUUUGCUUCUUCUGGGUUAGAUAUUGAUGCUGAGAUCUCAACUGUGUGCUUACCGGAAAACACUACCGAGUUCCAAGUUUCUCAUUCCUAGUUUCAUUUACUAGCAUCUUCGAUAUGGUACACAUGAUUGAUAUAUUUAAAGAUGAUAAUAAGAACCUUUCGGUUCAUCCUUGUACUGUU